AUGGCGCCGCGCGGCAACCGCAGCACCAAGAGGCCGCCGCCGCCGCGGGGCAAGGGCAAGGGGAAGCGCCCCUCCGCCGCCUCGGCCGGGGACGACCCGUUCUUCGAGGCGGAGCCCAAGCGCCGCCGCGCCCGCGCCGACGAGGACAUCGAGAGCGGGGACAGCGACGACGACGCGCUCGCGCUGGGCGGUGCCGCCGUCGGCGAGGACGGCGAGGAGGAGGAGAAGGAGGAUGAGGAGACGGCCGGGGAGAAGAAGCUGCGGAUGACCAACGAGUACCUGGCCAGGAUCGAGGACGCGCUGAAGAGGGGCAAGAAGGAUUCUGACAACGACGAUUCCGACGAAGACUCGGAUGAUGCGCCGGGCAGGGGAAGCAGGGGGGUCGCUGGGAUUCUCAAAAAGAAGCAUCUUGUGGAGAGCGGCAGGCAGCGCUUGAGCCUCGCUGCGAGAGUGCUGCCGCCGGGCGAGCAGGAUGGGUUCACAUUUAUAGCGAAGCACCGGCAGCCGGUGACAGCGGUCGCUCUGUCCAAGGACAGUGACAGGGGGUUCUCGGCGUCCAAAGAUGGAGUCAUCAUGCAUUGGGAUGUUGAGACUGGGAAAUGCGAGAAGUACUUGUGGCCGACUGAAAAGGUGUUGGUUUCGCACCAUGCUAAAGCCCCCCUGUCCAAGAAGAGAAGCCAGCACAUUCUCGCGCUGGCUGUUAGUUCAGAUGGGAGAUACUUGGCUACCGGUGGCAUGGACCGACAUAUCCAUCUGUGGGAUGUUCGUUCUCGGGAGCACAUACAGGCAUUCAGUGGCCAUAGAGGGCCAGUCUCAUGUCUUGCUUUUGGGUUGGACUCUCCAGAGCUAUUCUCUGGUUCUUACGACCGUUCAAUAAUGCAGUGGAAUGCUGAAGAUAGAACAUACAUGCACUGCCUAUAUGGCCAUCAAGGUGAAAUAUUGACAACUGAUGCACUCAGCAAAGACAGACUUCUGACUGUAGCGCGGGACAGAACAAUGCAUCUUUGGAAGAUACCGGAGGAAUCGCAGUUAGUUUUUCGUGCACCUGCUGUGUCUUUGGAGUGCUGCUGCUUUAUUGAUGAUAAGGAAUAUUUGUCUGGAUCAGAUGACGGAAGCCUUGAGCUUUGGAGUGUCAUGAGAAAGAAGCCUACUCACAUAAUAAAAAAUGCCCAUCCAGCAUUAACUCCUAGUUCAAUUGACAGUGCUGAUGAAAAGUUGCCCAAAGAAAAUGGAACCUGCAAGUCUGAGAGCUUUUCAUCAGCUCAUUCAUGGGUUAGUGCUGUUGCGUCAAGAAAAGGUUCUGAUUUGGCUGCAUCUGGAGCAGCAAAUGGUGUUGUUCGCUUAUGGACUAUUCAACCUGAUUCAAAAGGGAUGCAGCCAUUGUUUGACUUGCCACUGGAUGGCUUUGUUAAUUCUCUUGCAAUUGCAAAAUCGGGACGUUUCAUCGUCGCUGGUGUUGGCCGAGAACCUCGUCUUGGAAGAUGGGGACGUGUUGCUGCUGCAAAAAAUGGGGUCGCGAUUCAUCGGCUCAGUCUACAAGAUGAUUCUGAGGUUUUGUAGGUACAUAGUGAGUGUAUUGAGAACCCUGCGGCUUGUUCAUACACUGUCAAGACGAGAAAGAUUGUGCCAACACCUGAGUGUCACACUUGCAGCUAAAAGAUCUAGGAAGGUUGAACCACAAGCUUCACACAUGCCACAGGUCUAUGAUGCACCAGCUUACCAGUCCAGGCAGCUAUUGCUGAAUGAUACAAUUUUCUGCGUGCAAGCGCGGAUGAAGAGGCCUUGGAUAGUUGGAUGUAGCAUGAUUCACUCUGUAAUUUCGGUAGCAGGUGUUAGUUCUGUAGCAUUCGUCUUGGCUCCUGCCUGAAAUGAUUGAUACAGGAAAUCACUGAAUCGCUGAGGUUCGUUUUUGGCAGAAGAACAUUUAUGUGGUUUUGGCUUGGGAGACGUUCUCUUUAAUAGCAAAUUUUGAUGGCUGGUAAUGAUCUUGAUGAAAGUGAAAUUUAAAUUAUUUUCUCUA
Lolium rigidum is the source of this 2020-nucleotide messenger RNA. RefSeq names its product U3 snoRNP-associated protein-like YAOH. Gene Ontology annotation, cellular component: small-subunit processome. The transcript is spliced from 7 exons. The coding region runs from base 1 to 1560 and encodes 519 amino acids. Lineage: Eukaryota; Viridiplantae; Streptophyta; Magnoliopsida; Poales; Poaceae. Gene Ontology annotation, molecular function: snoRNA binding; protein binding. The record is from RefSeq and is a predicted model, not a curated record.